AUGAACCCCUCCCUGAUGGCCACGCGAAACGCGCUCCCGCUUACUAACCCUGCCACGCUCAUGUACAUCCGCGAGAAGACGGCUGCCACCAACGCAGAGAUGACCACAAACAGCGCCAAUGGGCAGCCUCGCAAAUCCACGGCAAGGUUUUCGCGCAAGAUGAAGGAGCUGCUCUCCGGCAAAAAAGCUGAACGGGAGCAGGGCGCGACUGAUCUGCCGGCGAAGAAGAGCCCGUUUUACCGACAGUUUGUAGAGGCAAGAGCGUUCGUGAACACCGGUCUUCAUCAACAGCACCCCAAGACUCCAGCUGCCAGGAUGAAUGCACACACUCGCUUCGCACUCCCUUUGAACACAUACGGCAGUCUCAAGCUCCUACAUGACAAGACCCAAGCGAACGUUGACAACAGGACAGACAAAACGAUCAACCAGACUGCUGCAGCCACCGCCACCACGAAUCAGCAGCGUCACAACUCAAAGUUUUCGCAAAAGAUGAAGAUGCUACUCCCCGGCAAAAAAGUCAAUGCCGGGUCGGCAUCGGAGGACAGCAAGGCCACGGUGAGCGGGCGGAAGCGCGCGACAACGGUCCAUCUCAUCGGUUCGCACGCCUUCGUGCAGCUAGGUCCACCCUAGAGGUUGAGGAUCGAAUUUCCGGCGAUUACUGCGGUGGUCUUCAAUUUUCAAUGAUUUAUAACUUAGUAGCGUUGAAUUUGUAUAUUCGGAUAGCUCUCAUAGGAAGGUGCUAGUACCGGUAGGAGGAAUACUAGUAAUGGCCACACCAAGUGCAUCAGCGGCUUUCGACAUCGCUACAG
This is a messenger RNA of Phytophthora infestans T30-4, 809 nucleotides long. RefSeq lists its product as uncharacterized. The transcript is spliced from 2 exons. The coding region runs from base 1 to 630 and encodes 209 amino acids. The record is from RefSeq and is a predicted model, not a curated record. Lineage: Eukaryota; Oomycota; Peronosporomycetes; Peronosporales; Peronosporaceae.